Molecule: messenger RNA, 1026 nt
Organism: Dioszegia hungarica
Lineage: Eukaryota; Fungi; Basidiomycota; Tremellomycetes; Tremellales; Bulleribasidiaceae
Exons: 12
Coding region: 1-1026 (341 amino acids)
Source: RefSeq, a predicted model, not a curated record
AUGUUCCACCACGUCCUCGCCAUCCUCGCCAAGCGCGAGGAUCCGCCGAUGUCACCCAUCACCGACGAGGCCACCGCAGCCGCUGCUUUUGCGUCGCAGCAGAGAUACGUCUUGGGGUGCAUGUUUGCACCUCUGAUCUUCGACAUCCUCCUUCUCGGUGUCUUCCUCAUGCAGGUCUACACCUAUUUCACCUACCAAAAGAACGAUCGCAAAAUCACCAAAGCCGUCGUUCUGACCGUCCUCUUCAUCAACCUCUGCUUCUCCGCCUACCAUACCUGCAAGUUGUCUGCUACCAAGCGGCUCGCAUGGGCGCCCUUCAUCGACUCCCUCAACUCCUUCGUCGUCCAGACAUUCAUGUCCUACCGCGCCUACCGACUGCUGAACAGGGCCAUCUGGAUUCCAAUUGCUGUUACAAUUCUCUGCCUCACCAGUGUCGGGGCUACUCUCUCGGUCUUGAUCAUCUUCUCGGGUCUCAACUCGCUCAUCGACGCUUAUCGUGUGAAGAUUCCCGAGCUGCUCUGGUUGACUUCCGUCAUGUGCGCAGAUCUGAUCAUCACUAUAUCCAUCAUCUACGGCUUGAGCAGGUCUAAGACUGGCUGGGCACAUACCGACAAGACCAUCGGCCGUCUUGUGAGGAUGACCAUCGAAGGUCAGGUCCCUCCCUUCCUUAUCGCCUUGAUCUUCAUGAUCGAGUUCAUCCACGCACCCGACAACCUCCUCGGCGCCACCCUCCAGAACCUGCAGUGCAAGUUCUACGCCGUCGGUAUGAUGUAUUCGAUCAACGCUAGGGUGUCAUUCCAGCAGCAGUUGACGGAUCAGCGGACUGGCGGUGCUGGACAGGUCUUCGCCAUGAACAGCAGGCACAACCCGACUGCUAUCCAAGUAGCUGUAGAGACCGAGACUUACGUUCAGGGCCCAUACAGCAACGCCGGAUACCCCGACCGCAAAGACGAAGGCGACUCGCUCUCGGAUAUCAACGAUCAGAAGGUCGUCGGCUACAGCUCGCAGGCGCAGCUUACCGCCUAG